Molecule: messenger RNA, 1493 nt
Organism: Daphnia carinata
Lineage: Eukaryota; Metazoa; Arthropoda; Branchiopoda; Diplostraca; Daphniidae
Product: trypsin-1-like
Exons: 10
Coding region: 130-1431 (433 amino acids)
Biological process (GO): proteolysis
Molecular function (GO): serine-type endopeptidase activity
Source: RefSeq, a predicted model, not a curated record
GUGCAACCUGAAAAUAGCUUACUGCGAUUUACCUUCAAAGUCGACACGUUCUUCAGUUUCAGAUUAAAGAGCUGAAAAUAAAUUUAGUGGUUUACUUCAGCCUAUUGCGCAAUUUUCACCGUUUGACAAAUGGCAUCAGUCAUAUUGUUCUUUGUAGUCAUUGUUCUGUCAUCCUUCCAUCCGGCAAAAGGUCUAACCUAUCAAACAAGAGACGCCAUCAUUAUCGAAGCCGAUGAUGUCAUUAGAAUCAAUGACCCGUAUCAGUCAGCUACUUUAGCCAGCAACACCUUAGGGGUGAAAGAUGGAUCGUGCUUUACGAGGAGUGGGCAUCUCGGCUCUUGCAAAUCAAUUCGCACUUGCUAUCCAACAACGAAAUGGCACCAAUUAAAUCAGCUGGAAACCUGGACGAUUAUCUCGCGUGACACGUGCGUCUACUCCGGAGAAGAAGGCAGACAGGUAUACGGAGUUUGUUGCACGACUCCAUUCGUCAACGAUGGCAAUGAUGAGGAUAACAAGAAGAUUUCCGGAUCUACGCUGGCUGUUCCUGUUAAUCCGUAUACCGGGCAACCCAAUAACGGACCAUCAAAUUAUCACUUAUGGUUUCAAAACACAUCGAACAAUAUUAAAACGACAACUACGGAUUCAGGUAACAGUGUGCUUGAUUCCAAAGAAACCGUUCAAUGCGGUGCUGGACCGACAAAAAUGCUGAGCUAUGACGAGCAGCGCAUAGUAGGGGGAACUGCAGCUGAGAAAAAUUCUUGGCCUAGCAUUGUAUCACUGAGAUUAAACGGUCGAUUCUUUUGUGGGGGAUCUCUGAUUGCUGCUGAUAAAAUCUUGACAGCCGCUCAUUGCGUCGACAAAGUGUCAUCGACAGAAAUGAAACAAUUGACCGUGGACCUCGGCAUGCAUAAGCUGAAUCCAAGCGAUGCCCAAGAAACGAAAUCGGUCGGACAGAUAACAAUUCACAGAGGAUGGGACUCCAACACUAAUCGCAACGACAUCGCCAUUUUAACCCUCGAGUCUCCCGUGACUUAUUCGAAAGACGUUUCACCAAUAUGUUUACCAUCGGUAGGUUUAAACGAUCAGUUCGUCAAUAAAGAUGCGGCAAUCAUCGGAUGGGGAACAACGAAAUCAGGUGGUACUUUGCCGGAUGUUCUACAGCAAGCAACUGUUAAAGUUCUUAACAACGUAAAAUGCAAAGAAAGUUAUCCGAGAUUAUUCAACAGUAUGCUUUGCGCCUCUGCUCCAAGAACUGACAGUUGCCAGGGUGACAGUGGUGGGCCACUGUUGGUCCGAACAUCGCCCGAUAGUCCUUGGACACAGACCGGCAUUGUUAGUUUUGGAAUAGGGUGUGCCUUAGCGAAAUUCCCUGGUGUUUAUACCAGGGUGACGUCGUUCAGACCUUGGAUUAAACAAUAUGCAGGAGUCUAAUCACUGAAACUCUGUCAAAAAUAUUCAGAAAACAAACGAUUAUUUUAUACCGCUUGCUAACG